Molecule: messenger RNA, 1071 nt
Organism: Salvelinus sp. IW2-2015
Lineage: Eukaryota; Metazoa; Chordata; Actinopteri; Salmoniformes; Salmonidae
Source: RefSeq, a predicted model, not a curated record
AUGAGACUGCCGAAUCRAGACAAAGGCUGGGAGCAGGUCUCCGUGAAACAACUGAUCUUUGAAUCAUUCCUCUCCACAGUGCUCCUGUGCCGGGGGAAAGCUUUCAGUGAUUUCACCGGACCAGACUGUCAGUUUCUGUCAUUUAAAAAAGGAGAGACUAUAUAUGUCUACUAUAAACUCUCAGGCCAAAGGACAAAUAUAUGUGCAGGGCGUGUUGGUAACCGCUUUGGUUACUUCAAUAAGGACCAACUCGUAAUCAAUCACAUAUACACUGAACAAGAAUUGGAGAUUCCUGCUGAGGAAACCGACAUUGUUUGCUUUGACACUGGACACGAUAAGUUUGACAGUUAUGACAUUGAUUCACUGUUAGGUUCCUCUUUAUUGUUAACAGACAAGGAGGAAUCUGUGCAAGUAACCACAGAGACUUUUUACCUAAACAAAAGUGCUGAGAGCACCACGGUGGAAGUGGAUGAGCCUCCACCUGAAGUGACACUGUUAGAAAAUGAUGAGAUUGAUAGGGAUGUACCUGAGGACACAGAAAGUCUAUCUGAAUUUGGGUCAGAGCAACCCAAUAAUUAUACACAAACCGAUGUUGUAUCCAGUGAUGUGUUGGAUGUGUCCAACCACGACGAGGCUAUUGACAUAGAACCUGAGGUGCAUGAGACUGAAAAUGAUGCUGAAAGCCACACACCCUCACUUAAAGAUAAAGUUCUGGAUCCCCUUCCAAACAAAGAGGCGGAAUACAGUGACAAUGUGUUGAGGCUGACACUAUUGCGAGACCGCUGCAAGGAGGAGGAUAUGGAGCGCCUCCAAAAGAUUCUAGGUUUUCAGAACCUCUUCAGGUUGGAGUUCCUGUUUUUUGAUCUGGAGCUGAAGGCUGCCCGGCGGUCCCAGACAAACGUCAGUGAGGACAUUGAAACGGUGCUGGAAGCCAUUUUGGAAGCCUCUGAAACCCCAAUCCUGGAUGAGAAUGAGAGGAUGCUGGAUGCCCAUGAGAACGCUGACCUGCAGCAGGAGGCUGGUGAGUUUCUUGAGGAAGCUUCCAUCUUGGACGACAAAUACACUUCCUGA